Messenger RNA from Alnus glutinosa, 2799 nucleotides. Its product is annotated as ETHYLENE INSENSITIVE 3-like 3 protein. The transcript has 3 exons. Gene Ontology annotation, cellular component: nucleus. The record is from RefSeq and is a predicted model, not a curated record. Gene Ontology annotation, molecular function: DNA-binding transcription factor activity; DNA binding. The coding region runs from base 615 to 2426 and encodes 603 amino acids. Lineage: Eukaryota; Viridiplantae; Streptophyta; Magnoliopsida; Fagales; Betulaceae.
GAUUCUGACUUUUUGUGACACCUUUUGUGAGUCCCCUUGGCCGCCUCAGCAUCUCUCUCUCUCUCUCUGCACCGAAUUUUCAGCCUUUCUUUUUUUUUUUUCCCUGGCCAAAACUCACAUGCCUUUUUCUGGGUUCAUCUUUAUCUUCAUCUCUUGUUGGUCAGCUCCUCGAUAAAUGAAGGAAAAAAAAUUCCAUUUUCGAGGGUUUGCAAAGUUUACAUUCAAAUCCGGGACUUUUCAUGUUAGAUGAUUGAAGUUGAAGAGCUUUGAGCUGAAAUUUGGAAUUUUUAUAGGUAGUGGCCUUGUGAUUUCUGGACGAAAGGUAGCGGCUGUUUAAGAUCAUUAGAAAGAUGGGGUUUUGAUUGAAUAGAGGAAGCGGGUUGUUUGCCUGAAUCUUUUGGAGUUCUUUGGAUCUUAUCAAUAAUUAUGCGUUUGAUUGCUGACAAAAGGUAGGAAAAGAAAAGAAAGCAAAUACUCAAAAAAAAUUGAUUGUGGGUUGAUUUUGAUAUCCGAUAAAAGUGAACCUUGUGCUUUUAAGGAGCCUGGUACAACUGUUUGUUUUAGUGGAAUCAUUUUUCUCAGCAACCCAGCGAGGGCUAUUGUAAAUUGAUUCAAUGGAGCACCUUAUGAUGGUUGAUGACACAUUAGGCGACAGUUCGGAUUUAGAAAUUGACGACAUAAGGUGUGAAAACAUAGCAGAAAAAGAUGUUAGUGAUGAAGAGAUUGAAGCAGAUGAUUUGGAGAGGCGAAUGUGGAAGGACCGUAUCAAACUCAGAAGGAUUAAGGAAAAACAGAAGCUUGCAGCGCAGCGAGCUGCAGAGAAGCAGAAGCCCAAGCAGACCUCUGAUCAGGCUCGGAGGAAGAAAAUGUCGAGAGCACAAGAUGGGAUUCUCAAGUAUAUGCUGAAGCUGAUGGAAGUCUGCAAAGCUCGGGGAUUUGUGUAUGGGAUCAUUCCUGAGAAGGGCAAGCCAGUUAGUGGUGCUUCUGAUAACAUAAGGGCUUGGUGGAAAGAAAAGGUGAAGUUUGAUAAGAAUGGGCCAGCAGCUAUAGCCAAGUAUGACGCGGAGUGCCUUGCCAAGAGUGAGGCGGAUAACAUUCGAAAUGGGAACUCUCAGAGCAUUUUGCAAGACCUUCAAGAUGCAACUCUUGGGUCACUUUUAUCUUCUUUGAUGCAACACUGUGACCCCCCUCAAAGGAAGUACCCACUAGAAAAGGCAGUUCCGCCACCUUGGUGGCCUACUGGGAAUGAAGAUUGGUGGGUAAAAUUAGGGCUACCCCAUGGUCAAAGUCCUCCUUAUAAGAAACCACAUGAUUUGAAGAAGAUGUGGAAAGUUGGAGUAUUAACAGCUGUGAUAAAGCAUAUGUCACCUGACAUUGCAAAGAUAAGGAAACAUGUCCGCCAGUCAAAGUGCUUACAGGAUAAGAUGACAGCGAAGGAGAGUGCAAUCUGGUUGGGGGUUUUAAGCAGAGAGGAAGCCCUAAUUCGGCAGCCCAGUAGUGAUAAUGGGACAUCUGGUGUAACUGAGACGCGACGAGGUGGCCAUGGUGAAAAUAAGCAAGCUGCGAUUAGUAGUGACAGUGACUAUGAUGUAGAUGGUGUUGACGAUGGUCUCGGUUCUGUUUCGUCUAAAGAUGAUAGGAGAAAUCAGCUGAUGGAUGUAGAACCUUUAGAAAAUCUACGCACUAACACUCCUGUCCAGGAUAAAGAUCCAGGGGAAAAGCAACCGAGGAGAAAAAGAGCCCGUGUCAGAUCAAACCCUGCUGAUCAAGCGCCUGCACUGUCUCAGAAUGAACGUCUACAGGUUGAGCCAAGAAUCUCUCUGUCUGAUGUAAACCACACUGAUUUGGAGUUAGUUGGAUUCCAGAUCCAUGGAGAUCAACAGGAAAAUGGUACAAUUGCAGCUUUGAGGCCCCCGGAGAAAGAUAUUGAUGUCCAACCCCAGCUACCUGCAUCUGAAUUUAAUAAUUUCUCUGCUCUACCUUCUGACAAUGCAAUUUCUACUCAGAGUAUGUAUGUGGAUGGAAGGCCUCUGCUUUUUCCGCUGGUGCAAAACGCUGGGAUGCAUCAUGGAGAUGCUAGCAACUUGUAUAAUCCGCCAGGGGAAUAUGGGCACACACAUGACUGGCAGCGGUCUCAUAACGUAAUGAAUGAACCUCACAUUAGGCCAGAGGAAGCUGGAGUCAAUGUCCCCGCACUGGAUAGAAGUGCAAACGAGAUUCCUGGAGGGGACUUGCACUGCUUUGUAGCAGACAUGUUUAACAACGAGCAAAGUCGACCUGUUGAUUCUCAGUUUGGCCCUGCAAUUGAUAGCCUGUCAUUAGAUUGUGGAGGAUUGAACAGCCCCUUCAAUCUUGGAAUUGAUGGCCCUAGUACAUUGGAGGACUUUUGGCUGGAUGAUGAUUUGAUCCAAUGCUUCGGCGCAUAAAAAUUAUUAGAUUUUAUAAGUCAGAGCUUAGAUUGGACUGCUAAAGUGCAGCAUCCAUUGUUGACCAAGCUUAAGGUAUUUACCCCACUCACUGGACAUGUUUCUACUUUCAGUGGUUAUCAUUUGUGCAUUAGAUGAGGUGACUUGGAACUUGAAUCUUCCUAACUCAUCAGUUGAAAACAAAAUGAGCAGAGGGUCGACUUUUCCUGUUAAUAUUUUGCCUCACUUUGCUCUCAAUAGGAAUGACAGUUGUGGGGUUCUUGUAAAUAAUUCAAUUUCUUAGACUGGGUAAAUAUGAAAGUUAUGAUAUUUUUGCCUUUUCUGUUUGAACGAUCAUUUUUUUUAUAGAUAUGCUCAUUGUGUUCUUCAUUCA